Pseudophryne corroboree (corroboree frog) is the source of this 2339-nucleotide messenger RNA. It is a transcript of the gene TBXA2R, whose product is annotated as thromboxane A2 receptor. The record is from RefSeq and is a predicted model, not a curated record. Gene Ontology annotation, cellular component: plasma membrane. NCBI's taxonomy places the organism in Eukaryota, Metazoa, Chordata, Amphibia, Anura, Myobatrachidae. Gene Ontology annotation, molecular function: thromboxane receptor activity. Gene Ontology annotation, biological process: adenylate cyclase-activating G protein-coupled receptor signaling pathway; positive regulation of cytosolic calcium ion concentration; inflammatory response. Bases 324 to 1439 code for a protein of 371 amino acids. The transcript is spliced from 3 exons.
AAAGGGGAAAGAAAGAAACAGACUCUGCACUCUUUCCUUCAGUGAGCACAGCAACACACACACGGAUACCACUAGCAGGAGCACACAGAGCACUCUGCCAGCUGUUCUGUCUACUAGUCAAGACUUCACACUGAGGAAACUCCCUCAGUUCUGAAAAGACUGCAGCACUUAAGCAGCUAUGGUUAUAGAGACUAUAUGAAGUCAUCAAAGGACAAAGAUGGCAAUCGACUCAAAUGUAAUAAUCCAGGAGAAGAUGAUAGCAUCCUAAUCUUUGUUACAUAUCUGCUCAUUUUUGAAAUACAAUAGAGUCAAAGGAGCCUAGUAUGUGUCUUGUAAAUGGAGUUGGAACAAAUCUAUGCCCCACGAUGGAAAUAGGAAAAAGCAGUUCAGCUACACCUGUAGGCUUCUGUUUCCGAUACAUUAAUAUGACCAUUUCCAUGAGUGGCCAAAAGCCUAUUACCUCUUUUUGGUUCUCAACUAUUUUUGCAAUCAUUGGCCUUUCUUCUAACUUGUUUGCUCUUUGUGUCUUGGUCAAUGCAUCAAAGAAGACCCGAAGCCGCUCACGUUCCUCUUUUUUAAUUUUUCUAUGUGGUUUGGUGGUCACAGACUUCAUGGGACUGUUAGUAACUGGCAUUAUUGUGGUGUCUUAUCACAUUACACAAUUUGACUGGCAGGUUCUUGAUGAAGAUUGCCAUCUUUGCAAUUUUUUGGGACUAUCUAUGGUCUUUUAUGGACAAUGCCCUCUUUUACUUGGUGCAGCAAUGGCUGCUGAACGGUUCUUUGGUAUAAACAGACCAUUUUCACGUUCUGCAAAUCUGUCAAAAAGGAGAGCUUGUGGCAUCGUGGUCAUGGUGUGGUGCUUUGCUUUUGUUUUAGCUUUGCUUCCUAUAAUGGGCCUUGGACAGUAUACCUUACAGUACCCAAAGUCAUGGUGCUUCCUGACAUUGCUACAAGACUCGAAGAAUAAAGCUUUUGGUUUAAUCUUUUCUCUGACCGGCAUCUUCUGUGUCUGCUUCUCAUUUAUCCUAAACACUAUCAGCGUGGUGACCUUGUGCAGAGUUUAUCAUGACCGAGAGUCUGUCCAAAGGCGCAGGGACAGUGAAGUGGAAAUGAUGGUGCAGCUCGUUGGGAUCAUGAUUAUUGCUAGUCUAUGCUGGCUUCCAUUACUGGGUUUCAUAGCACAUACCGUCCUUCAGCAACCAAAUGAUGGACUGACAGAUGAAGAGAUUCCCAGACACACAGAAAAAAUUCUUCUAAUUUUCCUCCGAGUGGCAACAUGGAACCAGAUACUGGAUCCUUGGGUUUAUAUCCUGUUCAGAAGAGCAGUCUUAAAGAGAAUUUACCCUAGCUUGAAUUCCCGCCCAUCGAUUAUGUCAUUAUAUCCAACACUUACUGCUUCCUUACGACGCAAGUACACGCAAGACUCCGUUAUCAAUUAAGCAAAAUGCUGUGGACAACUACUUCUGCACUUCAGUGUAUUGCAUAAAUGCAUGGGCAAAGCAGUCUUGACAAAUAUUUAUAAAAGUAGGCGCUGUGUUAUAAAAUCAAAGUAUUGUGGCCCGUUGUUGUAAAACUUAGACAGUUUAUCAAAAUGAAAUCUGAUCUGAAAAUAUUAAGAAUUGUGUUGAAUAUACAAGACACGUAUAGUAUAUAUGCUAACACAAAGUCUUAAAAAAACAGCUGAGUUGUAUUAUGGUAAUUUUUGCUAUAAAAUAUGCAUAAAUUAAUUAUAACUGUUCUGCAGCUGCUACUGUCCAGGCUUUUUUAAUCCCAGUAAUGGUAGAGAAAAGUAUUGUAUUUCCACUCAUAAGGAACACACCUGUGUCUGGCAGCAGGGAAACCUAGUCAACCCGGCCUGCACCAAUAUUGUGACAUAAUGUUUAUUUUACGAGUCUCAUAUUUGCAGUUUCAAAAACAAAAAUAUGCUCAAAAUAUGUUCUUCAUACUAAUAGAUUUAGCUAACAGCAAUAUUGUGUGCUGAGCGUUUGGAGAGUGGGGUGCAAGGUUAUAAAGUAAUCUAGAGAGUCUGGUGCAUCUGCAGUAUAUAUAUAUAUAUAUAUAUAUAUAUAUAUAUAUAUAUAUAUAUGAAAUUGUGCCUGUUUUACAAAUCCAUGCUUAUAAAUUUCAUUUAACUUUGGAAAGAUAUUUGCAGACUUCGUCCUGUGAUCAAGAUGUAAAUUGUCAGCAAAAGAUAAAUAUUUCCUUCAAAGUGCUAGCCACAAUUCCAUUGAACCUUCUCAUUGAUUUAUAUGAAAUUUUCUUAUAUUUUCGCCAAAAUAUUGUUCAUUUGACCUUUAUUUUUGCUGUAAUGUUGCUAAUUAAAGUAAGGGAAUAUCUGG